GAGGUUAAUCUCGUUUGGAAUGAAAUGCCCGACGUAGAUGGCGCCGCUGUCGCCGUUUUCUGAAUGAACAAAUCAAGAAGGCCGAGUUAAGAUGGCUGCCUGAAUCGAUAACACUAUUAUCGAAUAUUUCUCGUGUAAUUGGUGCUUUCGGGGCCCCCAGAAGCCCCCAUAGUGUGUAAAACCGAGUGGUCUGUUUAGUGCGCCGUCGGAGCGUGUGAAAUCCGCCGCCAACUUGGCCGCCUCCGCCAAACACGGCCACCUUUUAUUUAUGAUGUAGCGACAGCUUGAGAAACAUGUAAUUACUGGUACGGCUAAAAAAUAAUGGCUACGACACAAGGAGAGAUUAGGGUGGGUCCCGGCAACCAGGUAAAAGAUAUUUAUGCGCGACUACCGGAGUACAGACCAGGUGUGUCCCCGGAAUUACUGUCCCCAGACCCGGAACAGACGCGUAUUAGAGAAGAGUUACGAUGGGUGCCUGCCAUGACACUAGAUUCGGACCUGGUGAUGUACCUAAGGGCGGCCAGAUCGAUGGCCGCCUUCGCCGGGAUGUGUGACGGGGGCUGUCCCGAAGACGGCGCUAACGCGGCUUCGAGAGACGACACUACCAUUAACGCUUUAGACGUGCUUCACGACUCAGGGUACGACCCCGGGAAGGCCUUGCAAGCCCUAGUUAAGUGCCCGGUGCCCAAAGGUAUCGACAAGAAGUGGAGCGAAGAGGAGACGAAACGUUUCGUAAAAGGACUGAGACAAUUCGGCAAGAACUUCUUCAGAAUCAGGAAAGACCUGUUGCCGCAUCGAGACACGCCCGAACUGGUCGAAUUCUACUACUUGUGGAAGAAAACCCCGGGCGCCAACAACAACAGACCCCACCGCAGGCGGCGCCAAGGCUCCUUGAGGAGGAUCCGCAACACCCGAAACAGCAGAGGAGGUAAUAACCCGCCCCCGGUCACAGGUAAGCCCCUCCCACUUGACUCGAUCGUUUGAAUCACGGUGAGUGCAGGACGCACCGGCGCCCCGGCUGAGACCGACAGCAGCCGCCCGAGUCCACAACCCGGCAAAGAGCCGGGCGAAACCAGCUCAGUCACCGAGGACGACAACUCAGAGGAUGACAGCGACAGUCGCGAGGCCCAAUACCGUUGUUCGCACUGCUUCACGACCAAUUCCAAGGAUUGGCAAACCGGCGGCAAAGACCGCCAACUCCUCUGCUGGGAUUGCCGCGCCCACUUGAAGAAAACUAACGAGCUGCCGCCGCUGACGGCGCCGGCUGCGAUUAGCGGCACGCCCCCGAUCGAGAGCCCCGACGCCAGUCCGCAGCGCAUGCGCACGCGCAACAAGGCGGCCAAAGAGCAGACCUCGAACCGGGCGCGCCCUAAAAGAGGCGGCACCGAAACGCCCGAGCCGAAAACGCCGGUCAAGCAAGCCAAUACGAACAGUCCGAUGGAUAAAGCCGCGCCCAACCCGGCCACGCCUGCCAAGAAGAAGGGGAAGGCGGAGACGCCGUCGAAGAACCGCAAACGGGGUCAGGAUAAGACGGACGAGCCCGAAGCGGACGAGAAGGAGUUGGGGUUGUUCAAGAAGAAGAGGGAGCGGGCGGAGAGUCCGUCGAGCGUGACGACGGACUCGGGCUCGAUUAACGACGACGUGGAAGCGAACGAGCCGGAGCCGGAGAGCGUGGAAGCGACGGUGACCACCACCCCGACCACGACGACGACGACGACGACCGAAAGCGCGAAACCCAAGCCCGAGAGUGAAGAAAAGCUAGUGCCGCCCACGGUUCCGGUGAUCGUGUCAGCCAAAGCGCCGCCUCCGACGGAGCCGCUCCCGUUGAACGUCUCGAUACGACUACCCGACGACAUCAACGAAAGGAAGAGUUUGAUUAAGAGCGGCCCCGAGGUGAAGGAGUUGAAGUUCGGGGAGGUGAAAAAGGAGACCGUGAAAGCUGAACCUUUGGUGAGCAAACCCGAGGAGAAAGUGAAAGAGGAGGUUAUUAAGGAAGUCCCGGAGAAGUUCAAGACGGAGUUGAUUAUUCCGAAGGUGGUGACUAUGGAUAAGGUCAUCAUCAAGGAGGAGAUGGAGUCGAGUAACGAGGCGCUCAAUUUGAACUCCAAGGAGGAUAGUGUGUAUAAGGAGAACGUUUUCGCGCCGCAGAAUAUGAUGAAGGAUCAGAUGAACAAUUUUAGUUUGAAGGAGCCGAUUUUGAAUCAUUAUCCGCAGGGGAAUCACCCGUUGAAUUUGAAGGACACGCAGCAGGUGGAGAGGGGGAAGGAACAGAUCGUGAACAUGAAUCAUUCGUUCAUUAAGGAUUUGAAGCAGGAGCCGAAUUACGGGUACGGGCAGAAUAAGCCGACGCAGUUGACGCAUCCGAUGAACAACGUGAUCAAGUUGGAACCGAGGGAUGAACCUAUGGAGUUGACGAGUCAGACGAGAGGGGAGAACUUCGUCCCAAGCAACCCCCAGAAUCAGCCGUCGCCUCUGAAUAUACCGACGGUGAUACCUUCCACGUUGCCUCCGACGAGUAGCACUAGUCGACCGAAUGACUACGAAGAAGAGAAACGGGUGGAGAAGUUGGAGCGUCCGGAGCGGUUGGACAGACCGGAGAGGACGGACUUGGGUCCUAUCACUUCCACUUCCAUUGGGCAACCGCCGCUUCCUAAUUUGAUGCAAUCUAGUAACUUGGUGACGAUCGGGGGUAGCCAACCCCCGAUGAGUCACUACGGUUUCAUGAACUAUAAUCAUCCUCAGUCGCCGCGGAAUCAUGAUAAAAGUAGUCAUCAGACUAGCCAGAAUGAGCCUCAAAAUCUUAAGAUUAAGCAAGAGAUUCCGGAUCCUCCUUCCAGUCAGAGUUCGCUGCCGCCGUCUCAUUACGCACAACCUUUGCCGCCUUCGUCCACGUCUACUUUCAUUCCCCCAGCAUCUAGUCACUUGCAGAACGCCGACCCCCUUCAGAGUUUAAAGGACGUAAAAGUGCCCGGGUACUUACCGACGCCGCCUCAGGCCCCGCCCACUGCCGAACGCCCCCCGUCGGGCCCCACCGUCGAAAACAUCAAAAAAGAGCCUGAAUUCGCCAUGGCGCCUCCUACUAGUCGCGCCAGCCCCGCCCAACUCCCCUCCGAGAAGUGUUCCACGCCCAAAACCACGACCACGCCCACUCCAGUCGCGCAAACACCCCCCGGAACCAACUCCCCCCACUCCGCGAUUAAUCUGAUUAGCCCGAGCGCGGGGGCCCCGCCUUCCACGAUACCCCAGCCGAUGCACCCGUCGCAAACCCAAGGCCCCGCCUACCCGGGAUCGUUGCACCCGUCGCACCUCAUGCACCCGUCUUUCCUGCACGCCAUGCACCAAUUCCACACCCAUCCCUACUCGGGCUACUCCUUCCCCUAUCCCUACCCCUACCCCGUGCCCCAGCCGCACGCCAUCCCGCCGCCCUCCACCCGCCCCGAGAUCUCCAAGACCAUCGACACGGUCAGCGCGACUGUCCUCUCCAGCCAGCACACCUCCAGCAGCACCAUGACCACGAAGCGCGAGAUCCGCGAGAACGACGGCGAGGGCGCCGAACGACACGCCACCCACGAGAUGACGCUCACCCACCACCAGUCGACCUCCCACCACAGCUCGGUCCACGCCAGCAGCGAGAAGCAGAGCUACGGCGGCGGUUCUAGUCAUUCGAUCACGAUCAGCCACUCGACGAGCACGAGCUCGAGCCAGUCGGUCCAGCACAAGGUCAACCAGAAGACGGUGCGCACGAGCUCGCCGCACACGCCGGUCUCGCAGCAGCAGGCGACGGCGACGGCCAACAUCAACCACUCGACGUCGACGUCGAACCACCAGCACACGCACCACCACACCCACCACCACGACCGGCUGUCGCCGGCCAACUCGCUGCUGCGCAUGCACAAGGCGCCGCCCCCGCCGCAGAACAACGCGCAUCAUCUGAUGAUACAGCCGCCGAGCAUGGGCCACCACCCGCAGCCGCUGCCGCCGCCGGCGCUGACGGGCAACAGCUCGCUGGACGCGCUGCGGGCGCACGCCGCGCAAGCGGCGGCCAAUAUGCAGCAGGGGGCGAUGCAUCCGCCGAGCACGUCGCCGAUGAGCGCGCCGCCGCCGAAGGCGCCGCCGGUCGAGGAGAUCAAAGUGGAGCCGGAGCCGGAGCCGGUGCCCGAGGACGAGGGGCAGACGAGCCCGAUCGGCCCGCCGAGGGGGCCGUCGCCCGAGCCGAGGGUCGAGGACACGGAGUGCCACAGGAGUCAGUCCGCCAUAUUUUUGCGCCACUGGAACCGCGGCGAUUACAACUCGUGCACGCGCACCGACCUCACCUUCAAGCCCGUUCCCGACUCCAAGCUGGCGCGCAAGCGCGAAGAGCGCCUGCGCAAGCAGGCCGAGCGCGAGCGCGAAGAACGCGAGCGCGCCCAACAAGUACAAGCGCGCAAGAUCACCACCCCCGAGAAGCCCGACAUCAAACCACCCUCGCGGGGCCCCCUCGAGACCGUGUCCUCGCCCUACGAGCGCUUCCCGCGGCCCGGCUUCAACGACACCCCCGCGCUGCGCCAGCUGUCCGAGUACGCGCGCCCCCACGCCGGCUUCAGCCCGGGCCACAUGCAGCGCUCGCUGCUGCCGCCCACGCACGUCAUCGACCCCAUCAUGCAGUACCAGCUGAACAGCAUGUACGGGCCGGGGGCGCGCGAGCGCCUCGAGCUGGAGCACCUGGAGCGGGAGAAGCGGGAGCGGGAGCUGCGCGAGAUCAGGGAGCGGGAGAUGAACGAGCGGAUGAAGGAGGAGCUGAUGAAGUCGGGGAUCCGGGGGCCGCCGAACCCGAUGGAUCCGCACUGGAUGGACAUUCAGAGGAGGUAUGCCGCAGCGGGAUUGGCUGGUCCUGGCGGUCCGGCGGGGCUUCCGCUUCACCAUCUGGCGUUUUAUCCGGGGGCGGGGAGCACGGCGCUGGACAGGGAGAGGCUGGAACGGCUGGGGAUUCCGGCGCCUCCGGGACCACCAGGAGCGCCGCCAGGACACCCGCAUCAUCCCGCCCACGCCGCGCAGUUGGAGGCUGAGAGGAUCGCUCUAGCCACGGAUCCGAUGGUACGACUCCAAAUGGCCGGAAUAUCGCCCGAGUACCACGCGCACACCCACGCUCACACCCAUGCGCACACCCACCUCCACCUGCACCCCCAGCAACAGCAGGCGCAGCAGGAGGCGGCCGCGGCGGCGGCGGGUUUCCCCCUUCCUGCUUCAGGGGCUCCAGGUUAUCCCCGUCCCGGACUGAUCCCCGGACGCGACGCCCCCUUGGGUCUCCACCACCCGGACUUGCUGGGCAGGCCGUUCGCCGACCAGCUGGCCCACCAGGCCGCUGCCCACGAACAGUUACAAAGACAAAUGUUACUAGAAAGGGACAGGUUUCCGCCGCACCCCUCGAUAGUCGCCCAGCACGAGGAGUAUUUGAGGCAACAGAGGGAGCGCGAGCUGAAGGUGAGAGCAUUAGAGGAGGCGGCGAGGGGUUCGAGGCAAUAAGUCGUAAGUUGUGUCGUGGAUUGUGUGCACGGUUUCAAUGUGGGUUUCAGUGCCGACAAGUCUAAUCAAAUUAUAUCAUGUACAAUGUUCUCGACUUAAAGAAUUUUAAAAGGAGAUACUAUAGGAUACGCUAAGUUUUAAGAGGAUUAUAUAUACAUAUACGAUUUUAAUUUUUUAAUAUGUUUUGCAAUGAUAGAGAAUAAUUUUGUAUACAAAGUAUUGAUGUUAGUGGUUUUUUAGCUAGUUGGACGAAUUUUAUAUGCAGAGUUUGAGUCUUCUGUGUAUAUUAAUUUUGACCAAGUGUAAAUAGGUAAAAUUGUCUAAGUUUUAAAUUGAUGCAAGCGGUUUUAACUUUGUGGCAGUCUUCCUGUAUUCGGGUAUACAAUACGACAAUGAUUAGCAUUCUUGUGUUUGUAAAAAGUGUACAUUGUUUUUAAUUUAGUGUUAUUUUUUGUUUGUUGACUAAAUUGAUCGAGACUAGGCUAACUAUCUUAUUUCGAUUGCUUUACUUACGAUCUGGAAAGAUUUGAUCUGUGGUAUUGUUUGUUUACACCAUUCUUUUAUUUAUAUAUUUAUGUCUUUAUUUAAAUUUUUUUGUUCCCUUAAAACAAUAAAUUUUUUACCAAAGA
Zophobas morio is the source of this 6131-nucleotide messenger RNA. It is a transcript of the gene Gug, whose product is annotated as arginine-glutamic acid dipeptide repeats protein. Gene Ontology annotation, cellular component: nucleus. The record is from RefSeq and is a predicted model, not a curated record. Gene Ontology annotation, molecular function: transcription corepressor activity; sequence-specific DNA binding. Gene Ontology annotation, biological process: regulation of DNA-templated transcription. The transcript is spliced from 13 exons. NCBI's taxonomy places the organism in Eukaryota, Metazoa, Arthropoda, Insecta, Coleoptera, Tenebrionidae.